AUGGAACCCGUUAAGAUCCCCGCCAACCAGGCCAAGAAGCGCCGCAUCGGCGUACUCACCUCCGGUGGUGAUGCCCCUGGUAUGAACGGCGCCGUCCGGGCCGUGGUCCGUAUGGCUAUUCACUGCGACUGCGAGGCCUAUGCCAUCUUCGAAGGAUAUGAGGGCCUGGUCAAUGGCGGAAAUAUGAUUCGUCAGUUACAUUGGGAGGAUGUCCGUGGCUGGCAGUCUCGCGGAGGUACUUUGAUCGGAUCAGCACGUUGCAUGUCUUUCCGUGAGCGUGCCGGUCGCCUGCGUGCCGCUAAGAACAUGGUUCUUCGGGGCAUUGACGCGUUGGUCGUUUGUGGUGGUGAUGGUAGUUUGACUGGUGCCGAUGUCUUCCGUGCCGAAUGGCCCGGCUUGCUGGCAGAGCUUGUCGCAGAGGGCGAAUUAAACCAGGAGCAAGUCGAACCCUACCUGGUUCUAAACAUUGUCGGUCUGGUCGGUUCCAUUGAUAACGAUAUGUCUGGUACCGAUGCCACCAUUGGCUGUUACUCCUCCCUGACUCGCAUUUGCGACGCUGUCGACGAUGUCUUCGACACUGCCUUUUCACACCAACGAGGAUUCGUUAUCGAGGUUAUGGGUCGUCACUGUGGAUGGCUCGCGUUGAUGUCUGCCAUCAGUACCGGCGCUGACUGGUUGUUCAUUCCCGAGAUGCCCCCCAAAGAUGGCUGGGAGGAUGAAAUGUGCUCUGUCAUUACGAAGAACCGCAAAGAGCGCGGCAAGCGUCGUACUAUCGUCAUCGUUGCCGAGGGUGCCCAGGAUCGCCAGCUGAACAAAAUUUCGAGCAACACCAUCAAGGAUAUUUUGACACAAAGAUUGGGCUUGGAUACGCGCACCACAGUUCUUGGUCACACACAGCGCGGUGGUGCCGCGUGUGCAUAUGACCGAUGGCUGUCGACUUUGCAGGGUGUAGAGGCCGUUCGUGCUGUGUUGGAGAUGUCUCCCCAGUCCCCCGUUCCCGUCAUUACUAUUCGCGAGAAUAAAAUUAUGCGCACCCCUCUGAUGGACGCGGUCCAGGCUACAAAGGAUGUUACAGCCAAGAUUCAUGCCAAGGAUUUCGACGGCGCCAUGAAGGAGCGCGAUGCCGAGUUCAAGGAGUACUACCGUGCUUACUUGAAUACCGCUACCCCCGAUCACCCCAAGAUGGCCCUCCCUGAGGGCAAGAGGAUGCGCAUUGCUAUCAUCCACGUCGGUGCUCCCGCCGGUGGUAUGAACCAAGCUACUAGAGCUGCGGUGGCUUACUGUUUGACUCGCGGCCAUACCCCUCUUGCCAUUCACAACGGUUUCCCUGGUCUAGUCCGCCACCAUGCCGACACACCAAUUAGCUCUGUUCGGGAAGUUAAGUGGUUGGAGUCUGACAGCUGGGUCAACGAGGGAGGUUCAGAUAUUGGAACCAACCGUAGUCUCCCGGCGGAAAAUAUGGAAGGCACUGCUAAGUGCUUCGAGCUUUACAAGUUUGAUGCCUUGUUUGUGGUGGGUGGAUUUGAAGCUUUCACUGCUGUUAGUCAGUUGCGUCAGGCUCGCGAGAAGUAUGAUGCGUUUAAAAUCCCUCUCGUUGUGCUACCGGCCACUAUUUCCAACAAUGUUCCUGGUACCGAGUAUUCCCUUGGCAGUGACACUUGUUUGAACACCCUGAUCGAUUUCUGUGAUGCCAUUCGCCAGUCCGCCUCAUCUUCUCGUCGCCGUGUCUUUGUCAUUGAGACUCAAGGUGGAAAGUCGGGUUAUAUUGCAACAACUGCUGGUCUGGCCGUUGGUGCCGUGGCAGUCUACAUCCCUGAAGAGGGUAUUAACAUCAAGACUCUAUCGCACGACAUUGACUUCUUGCGUGAUAACUUCAUUCGUGACAAGGGUGCCAACCGUGCUGGAAAGAUCAUCCUUCGCAACGAAUGCGCAUCGGGCACCUACACCACCCAGUUCAUCGCUGAUAUGAUCAAGGAGGAAGCCCAAGGCCGUUUCGAGUCCCGUGCGGCUGUGCCCGGUCACUUCCAACAGGGUGGUAAGCCCUCUCCCAUGGACCGUGUUCGUGCUCUGCGUAUGGCGAUCAGGUGUAUACAGCACAUGGAAACCUACGUUGACAAAGACCUCGAAACAAUUGCUGCCGACCCGCUUUCGGCUGCGGUAAUUGGCGUGAAGGGUUCUCAAGUGCUCUUCUCACCUAUGGGAGGGGCCGAUGGAUUGGAGGAGACUGAGACCGACUGGAAGCGUCGUCGCCCCAAGACUGAAUUCUGGCUGGAGCUGCAAGACGUUGUCAACGUUCUGUCCGGCCGUGCCGCUUCCCGCGCCCAAGAGACCUGGUCUUGCUACGAGAGUACGUAA
Penicillium angulare is the source of this 2355-nucleotide messenger RNA. RefSeq names its product ATP-dependent 6-phosphofructokinase. The coding region runs from base 1 to 2355 and encodes 784 amino acids. The record is from RefSeq and is a predicted model, not a curated record. NCBI's taxonomy places the organism in Eukaryota, Fungi, Ascomycota, Eurotiomycetes, Eurotiales, Aspergillaceae. Gene Ontology annotation, biological process: canonical glycolysis; fructose 6-phosphate metabolic process; fructose 1,6-bisphosphate metabolic process. Gene Ontology annotation, molecular function: 6-phosphofructokinase activity; monosaccharide binding; identical protein binding. Gene Ontology annotation, cellular component: 6-phosphofructokinase complex; cytoplasm; mitochondrion. The transcript is spliced from 2 exons.